Leptopilina heterotoma is the source of this 4942-nucleotide messenger RNA. Its product is annotated as vesicle-fusing ATPase 1-like. Bases 123 to 2354 code for a protein of 743 amino acids. NCBI's taxonomy places the organism in Eukaryota, Metazoa, Arthropoda, Insecta, Hymenoptera, Figitidae. The transcript has 10 exons. Gene Ontology annotation, cellular component: Golgi stack. Gene Ontology annotation, biological process: SNARE complex disassembly; Golgi to plasma membrane protein transport; intra-Golgi vesicle-mediated transport. The record is from RefSeq and is a predicted model, not a curated record. Gene Ontology annotation, molecular function: ATP hydrolysis activity; ATP binding.
AAGAACCGGAACUGGAGUACGCGUUGCGCAGAAGACACAUUUUUCUCAGUUUGACAGGUUCUCCUGCAUUGCAGGUUCCAUAACGUACAGGGGCCUGUAUUAUUAAAAAUUGUGUCGUAAACAUGUCAGGAUAUAGAAUGAGGGCCAACAAGUGCCCAACGGACGAGCUCACCCUCUCCAAUUGUGCUGUCAUUAAUCGCUCCGACUUUCCGGACGAUGUCAAACAUAUUGAGGUGACAACUGGACCGAAUCAACAUUUCGUUUUCACUGUCAAGUCAUACGAGGGAAUGCCACGUGGAAAUGUUGGCUUCAGUUUACCACAGCGAAAAUGGGCCACAUUGUCUUUAAAUCAAGAAAUCGAAGUACGACCUCAUUAUUUUGAUCCGACUUCAAGCUCAGAAUGUCUUUGUACAAUUGUUCUUGAGGCCGAUUUUCUUCAGAAAAAAACAACAACCCUCGAGCCAUAUGACACCGAGCAAAUGGCCAAGGAAUUUCUCUUUCAAUUUUCCGGACAAGCAUUCACCGUUGGACAACAAUUGGCUUUCCAAUUUUUAGAUAAGAAAAUGUUGGGUCUUGUUGUUAAGAGUUUAGCGGCAGCUGAUUUACAGGCGAUAAGCUCGGGACAGGAGACAAAACCAAAGAAAACAAGAAUGGGUCGAUGUUUAGGCGAUACUGUGAUACAAUUUGAGAAAGCCGACAAUUCUAGUCUUAAUUUAACUGGCAAGGCAAAGGGCACAAUGGUGAGGCAAUCGAUUAUAAAUCCCGAUUGGGAUUUCCAAAAAAUGGGCAUUGGCGGUCUCGAUAAGGAAGUGAGUGCAAUCUUUCGAAGAGCAUUUGCCUCGCGUGUAUUUCCACCUGAAGUUGUCACGCAACUUGGUUGUAAACACGUGAAGGGAAUUUUACUUUACGGACCACCGGGAACCGGAAAAACUCUAAUGGCACGACAAAUUGGUAAUAUGCUGAACGCAAGGGAGCCAAAGAUUGUCAAUGGUCCGCAAAUUUUGGACAAGUACGUAGGUGAGAGUGAAGCGAAUGUUCGUCGAUUAUUCGCCGACGCUGAGGAGGAAGAGAAAAGGCUAGGUCCAAAUAGUGGACUACACAUUAUUAUAUUCGAUGAAAUUGACGCUAUUUGCAAAGCGAGAGGAAGUGUCGCUGGCAAUACCGGCGUUCACGAUACAGUCGUGAAUCAGCUACUUUCAAAAAUUGACGGUGUCGAUCAAUUAAAUAAUAUUCUCGUUAUUGGAAUGACAAAUCGACGGGACAUGAUUGACGAGGCUCUACUCCGACCUGGAAGACUGGAGGUACAAAUGGAAAUUAGUUUACCUGAUGAACAUGGUAGACAUCAGAUUUUAAAUAUUCAUACCAGCAAAAUGAGGGAUUAUAAAAAAAUUUCCAGCGAUGUUGAUCUCAAUGAACUUGCUGGAAUGACGAAGAAUUUCAGUGGUGCAGAAUUGGAAGGUUUGGUCAGAGCAGCUCAAAGUACUGCCAUGAAUAGGUUGAUUAAAGCAGCCAGUAAAGUUGAAGUUGAUCCAUCGGCAAUGGAGAAAUUUUGCGUCAACAGGACAGAUUUUCUUCACGCUCUGGAAACUGAUGUUAAACCUGCUUUCGGUACAAAUGCAGAAAUGCUGGAAUCACUUUUACUCAGGGGAAUAAUAAAUUGGGGAAGACCAGUUUCCGAUAUUCUGGCAGAUGGAAAUUUAUUUGUUCAAGAGACAAAGAACUCGGAAGAUUCAGGUCUUGUUUCUAUUCUCUUGGAAGGACCGCCAAACAGUGGAAAAACUUCUCUCGCUGCUCAAAUUGCAAAGAAUUCCGAUUUUCCCUUUAUCAAAGUUUGUCAACCCCAGGAAAUGGUUGGAUUUACCGAAACUGCCAAAUGCCUGCAAAUACGAAAGAUAUUCGACGAUGCUUAUCGCUCACAGCUCAGUUGUAUUUUGGUCGACAACAUCGAACGUUUAUUGGAUUAUGGUGCAAUUGGUCCGCGAUACUCUAAUAUUACUCUCCAAGCUUUAUUAGUUUUGUUAAAGGCAAAUCCUCCUCGAGGUCGGAAACUACUGAUUCUUUGCACCACUAGUCGAAGACAAGUCUUGAACGAUAUGGAAAUGCUGUCAGCUUUCAGGAAAAUUCUUCACGUUCCAAAUUUGUCGACUCCAGACCAUCUUCUUGCAGUUCUCGAAGAAGUCGACUUAUUCUCGAAGCAGGAAAUGCAUUCGCUUCAAAAGAAAUUACACGGCAAACGUGUUUUUGUCGGUAUCAAGAAAUUAUUGGGCAUAAUUGACAUGGCCAGACAAGUGGAACCAAAUUAUCGAGUUUCAAAAUUCCUUCUCGAAUUGGAAGAAGAGGGACAUUUGGAGUAACAUCACACUGGGUGAAAAAAAAAUUUUCUUUCCUAUUUUCGCUGCAAUUAAUUCAUAGUCAAUAUUCUAGUUACUAUAAAAAAAUCAUUAUAUACUUAAUAAUAAGUAAGAAAAGUACAAUGCCUUCUUAUGAUCACAAGUAUGAAAUUAGAAUUACACAAUUUGAAAAAAUCAUAUCUGCAAAAGUUUAAUAUUAAUUUCAAAAAAUUAAAAUUGUUUCUUUUUAUAAAAUUUUGAAAGAAGGACAAAAAAAAGUGCCACUUGUGUAGGUAUUUCUGUAAAUGAACAUCGACCUCUAUAAAAGGUGGAUAGAGAUAAUUUUCUGCAGAUGUGCAGAAUUUUAAAGGAAAAGUACGAAUGAAGUGAGGUAGAGGAGUGUUUUUUCCAAAAAAAAACGUGAUUAGACGAAUUUUUUAAAAUUAUUUUUAUUAUUUCUUCUUUUCUUUAAUUCUUCACAAUUCUUUAAAUUCUAUUAAGGAGAAAAUUCUUUUUUUCUUUUCUAUUUUUUGGAAAAAUUUAAUAAAAAAAAUAUUUUCGUACCAACUUUAUUCGUACCAAAAAUAAAUAAAAAAACGACCACUGUUCGGUAACUACGGUACUAAAAAGUUUUUAGCAGUGCACUUGCCAAGCACGUAGGUAUAGUGCUCUUUGAGAUAAUAAUAUAUUCGCAAAAUCAUUAUUGGUACGGAAAAUAAAUGACAAAAUAAUAGUCAAUUUUCAAGGAAAAAAUACCGAUAGUGAAUUUGACGAAAUUUGUGAGCGUCAACGAACAUUUUGUUUCUUUAGACAAAUUAAUUUACUAGGGAUUCAAAAUGUACAAAUUUAAGCUGAUUGUAGUUUUAAAUCAUCUUUAAAUGACGGAAUCUCACUGACAUGAGGCCGGUUAAAAAAAAAGUCGAUUUUCUUUAAGUAUAUUUUUUGACCUUGUCAUAGUGUAUUAAAAAAAUAUUACAGUCUCUAAUUGAAAUAAUCUAAAUUUCAAUAUUUUAAUAUUUUACCAAAAAGAAAUUAAUUUAAAUUCUAGUUAAAAUUUUUCGAGAAGUGUCAUGUUUUAUUAAUUUAUUAUUUAUUAUUCCACAGUAUUUCCAUAAUCGAAAUGCAUUAAUUUAUUUAAAAUAACAAUUUUUUAGGUUUUAAGUUACUUUAUAGAUUAAAAUUUCUGUAUAUACAUCAUUUCUUUACUAUGAAUUGUAAAUUAUUGUUUUAUUAUUUUUUAUUAAAUUUAAAGAUUUUAGUGAAAGAAUUUUUUUUUUUUAUUAAUCGACAGAAUGCUAGAUUUUUAUGACUUUUGCUGCUCGUACUGAUUAUAAAUACAUAUGUACAGUGUUAAUUAUUAUAAAAAAAUAAUAUCAUGUACAUUCAAUGCUUUUAAAAAAAGAAAUGUAUAAGCUUCGUGAAUAAUAAUCUCAAAUAUUGUUAUAGACAUAUUGCACUUCAAUAGACUUUGUUCUCUUUAAAAAAAAAUAAUAAUAUAUGUAUUUUAUUUUAAGAUAAAUCAUCUGCAAUUUUCUGACGAGAAAAUUAAAAACUUUAAAAGAUUUGUAAAAUAAUUUUCAAAUACUGUUUUUACAAUUGAAAAAGUAUUCAUAUUCAUAUGAUAAAAAAUUCGUAUAAUAAUUUUGACGGAAAAAAGCAGGUGAAAUAUCUUAAUUUGCAGAAAAAAAGGAAAAAAAAAUUUUUUUCAUCGAAGAAAAAUGGCAGGCCAUUCUUCGCAAUUUAAUAAUAUUUGGUAGAAAUGUUUAGUAUUCAAAAAUUAAAAAGGAAAAGAUUAGCUCCUAAAGUUUAACGAAACUGAAUAAUUUAUUAAAUAGGGUCUUCCGGCUCAAAUGCAUCAUUUUAAGUGAUAAGUAUUUUAUUUGUGGUAGUAAAUUUUAAUAUAAUAAUUGUAAAUUAAUUAAUACUAGUGUUAGAUUCAUUUGAAUCUGAAGACUCUUCCUCUUCCAGUGUUAAUUAAUCUGUAACCACUUAGUUACUUAAUAAUGUAAAUUAUUAUUUAAUUUCGAAUUGCAUUUUAAGUGAAGAUUAUUUUUUCUUUUAAAUAGAAUUUAAUUUAUUCCAAAAUGUGAAAUUCUAUUAUUUUAUUUUUAUUGUGAAAAAAAAUUAAUUGUACAUUGUGGUAUUAUAAAUUCAUUCCAAUUGUUAUAAAUACUUUUGUAAAUAUGCUUUAUAAAAUUAAAAUUCCACAAAUUGUAAUCGACGAUAUAUUGUCUUCGCAAUACCUGCAUUGACUACUCUUGCAAAAAAAUUUACUAUUUUUGAAUUAAAAAUCAGAAUAGUACAUUUUUUUUAUUAUGCCUAUUUUGCAGACUGAGGCAAGAACUGUCGCAAGAUAAGUGGAUGAAAAAUCUAUCAUAUAGUUAGCAUGAAUAUUUUUUGUUGUUUGUACGAUUGCUUUAACACACGUUCUUCUUUCUUUUCUCCUCGAAAAAAAAUGCGAUUCGCAAAUACAAACAAAAAACAGCAUGAAAAAAAAAAAAAAAAUUAAUUCAAAAAUGAAAAAGGAAAAUCAAUAUUAUUAAAAAUGUAUGUUUCCGAAUGUAUUUAAAUGUUAACGUCUCAGUGUUACAAAUAAAUGUAUAACACAUAAA